This is a messenger RNA of Exaiptasia diaphana, 1949 nucleotides long. RefSeq names its product EKC/KEOPS complex subunit TP53RK. The record is from RefSeq and is a predicted model, not a curated record. Gene Ontology annotation, biological process: protein phosphorylation. Lineage: Eukaryota; Metazoa; Cnidaria; Anthozoa; Actiniaria; Aiptasiidae. Gene Ontology annotation, molecular function: ATP binding; protein serine/threonine kinase activity. Gene Ontology annotation, cellular component: cytosol; nucleus; EKC/KEOPS complex.
CAGAAAAGUAUAAAAACUGUAAAUAACUAAGCCAAACUCCACAGCAAACUGAUUUCACAAGAUGGCGGCACUCGUCACUGCGCAUGUGACAGAAAAUGCAGACUGCUGGCCAAGUUCUGCUGGCCUGGAGCCCAGUCCUUCUCUCCCCUCUCCACAUCACAUGGCGGAAGGGAAAAUGAGGUCUGUAAUAAAACAGGGCGCAGAAGCUAGAAUAUAUGCGGAAAACUUUUAUGGAAAGCCUUCAAUUGUCAAAGAAAGAUUCAAAAAGUCGUACAGACACCCAUCGCUGGAUGAAAAGCUGACGCGAAGACGUGUUGGCCAAGAAGUUCGCGCUAUUGUGCGAUGUAGGAAAGCAGGAAUACUCACUCCAUGUGUGUAUUUUGUUGAUCAUGAAACAAAUAGCAUUUUCAUGGAGAAAAUGCACAAUUACUACACUGCAAGAGAAAUUAUAUCUGAUUUGUUGAAGAAAGGUACUAGUGAAGCAGCGAAUGAGCUUGAUACUAUAGCGAAAACCAUAGGGAUAACUCUUGCCAAGAUGCACGAUGUAGAUUGCAUUCACGGCGAUCUAACCACUUCCAACAUGUUACUAAAAGAGCGACUUGUAGACCAGAUAACUUUAAUUGAUUUUGGGCUUAGUACAGUGUCAAGCCUUGCUGAGGAUAAAGGAGUGGACUUGUAUGUUCUAGAAAGAGCUUUUCUUAGUACCCAUCCAAAUACAGAGGCUCUCUUCCAAGUGAUACUAGACAGCUAUAAGAAAAGUGCAAAAAAAGCAGAUGGAGUGAUUAAAAAACUUGAUGAAGUACGAAUGAGGGGAAGAAAGCGAACUAUGGUCGGAUAAAUGAGAUAUCAAGCAGUACAUUGAUCAACUCUGAUAUCAUACAACCACACCAUGCCAUUGUGAAUUGUCGGACAUUGAUCUUUGAGACAUAUACUAGGCAAUAGCAAAGAAUAUAUGAAGCAUACCUUGGCAUUGUUCAUGUCCACCUGAUGUUGAACUCCAGUAGAACACAGACACAUAAGCAUUAUGCAAGUUAAUGAAAUUGAAGAAGCAACACAGUCAUGCUUGACUUUCAAGUUUUGAUUUAGUGAGUUUCUUUGAUUUAGUGUCAUUGAGCAUAUUCUAAUAAUUCAAAUGUAGAGAGCUUCCACAAUACCUAUCAGUGUCUUUUUUUUGACCAUUUUCAAUAACCACUUCUCUUGCAAAACAGAUAUUAAAAUGAUAUAUAAACUUGUGUCUCUGUCCUCUGAUAUAAACAUGGUGCGAGUUGAAAAAAAAAAUGAGAGAAGCUUGCUUCUCUUCUCUCUUGCUUCUCUCUUGCUUUUUCAAGUUCCACUGUGUUUAUAUCAGAGGACAGACACAAGCGGCCGUUUAAUAGUUCUUUUAUAAAAUUUUUCACUGUCCUCUUAUAUAAACAUGGUCGUCAGCCAAUCAGAGCGCAUGUUAUAUAUCAAAAAWUUUAUAAAAUACCAUAAAACAUGUAGUGCCAUGAAGUUAAAACUGUAUAACACUAGAUAACAAAACCUUCUUUAAGUAAUUGAUUUCCUUUUUUUUAAUAAUAAGAUGCAUGUAGGUAUUGUAGUUAUUCAUAUUAGCCUUGGGAGUAAAUAGGGAAAGGUUUACUAUAAAGAUUCACUUUACAAAUAUACAGUAAUUGAGUUUGCUCAAGUCUACUGUCUAAGUCUAUUGUAUUGAGUGAUCUCGCUUUCAUUAUGCUUUUAAGCAGGAUAUCCCUGUCAGCUACAUGACUUUCUCUAUUGAUAUAGUCAUCAGGUCUGUUUGCUAUAGCCUACUAUGUAUUCCACCACCGAUGACAAUGGUUUCUCCUGUUAAGUAGGAUGCUUGAUCAGAGGACAAAAAGGACACAGUUCCCCCCACUUCAUCUGAUGUACCAAGCCUGUUAGAGCCAGAAAAGCUCUUAAAAUGUGCAUAUUAAAAUGUUGUCUCACUC